CACACACAGAGCAACAAGUGGAUGUUUUAACGCUGCUUUGCUUUCCGAACUUUUUAGGAAACGGAUUUUUCUUUUUUUUUUCUCUCCUCAACUGGACGAAUUUUCUUCCAAAGAAAACUUUAUUUAUCAGUUGUUUGGUGUGUGGAGGCUGUUCAGUUAACGGACCGACAUGCCUCGUUCAUUUCUGGUGAAGCACAAAAGGUCUUAUAAUGUGCACAGAUCGUAUGAGGACGAGCAGAAGGCCUUCAUAUGUGCUGAAACCCCACCGGAGCUCCAGACCACAGACUCCUCAGAGAGGCCUCAGUCUUCACCAGCAGGUCGCUGCUCACCUGUGAAGGACGAAGCAGAGCGUGGAUGCACUUUACCUGUUCACCCAGAGCCCACCAGGCCUCCUGUGGCUCCCACACAGCCGUAUUACAUAACUGAGCCUCCAAUGGCUGAGUUUCCACCGUACUACAAGUCUGCAUACGGCUGGGAGCCGGUGUCUCCGUCCUACGAGCUCCGUCAGAUGAGUUUCAGCCCCACGGUGCUGCAGCACGCCAGCAGUCUGUACGGCAGCCACAUCAGAAGCAGCCCACAGCCGGAUCAGCCUCUGGACUGCAGCACCCACUACUCCCCCACCUCCAACACCUACCACUGCAUCACCUGCGACAAGGUGUUUUCGACGCCUCACGGACUCGAGGUUCAUGUCAGGAGGUCACACAGUGGGACGAGACCUUUUGGCUGCAGCAUCUGCAGGAAAACCUUCGGUCACGCAGUCAGUCUGGAGCAACACAUGAACGUCCACUCACAGGAAAAAAGCUUCGAGUGCAAGAUGUGUGGCAAAUCCUUCAAGCGCUCGUCCACUCUGUCCACACACCUGCUCAUCCACUCGGACACCAGGCCUUACCCCUGCCAGUACUGCGGCAAGAGGUUCCACCAGAAGUCUGACAUGAAGAAGCACACGUACAUUCACACCGGCGAAAAGCCCCACAAAUGCCAGGUGUGCGGCAAAGCGUUCAGCCAGAGCUCCAACCUGAUCACGCACAGCAGGAAGCACACGGGCUUCAAGCCGUUUGGCUGCGACGUUUGCUCCAAGGGCUUCCAGCGAAAGGUGGAUCUCCGCCGGCACCACGAGAGCCAACACGGCAUGAAGUGACAGCUUUAGUCUAACACGUGGAAGAAGUUUCUAUCUGAUGUAAUUUAAAUAUGUGGAAGAUUAUGCAGGAGUGACUGGAGGCAGUUUAACCUAUGUAUUAUAUAAUAUAUUGCAGGAAAUCUUUUUUAAAAAAAGUGUUUACAUGUGGAUAAAAGGGAGAAAUGUCAUUGAGAUUCAUCUCAGUUUUGUAUAUUAUAUUUAAACUCUGCUUGUGUGAUGUAAACUGGUUGCUGAAUAAAGGACGAACUGAGAAACGCACUGUUUGAGCACCGUAAA
Molecule: messenger RNA, 1414 nt
Organism: Stegastes partitus (bicolor damselfish)
Lineage: Eukaryota; Metazoa; Chordata; Actinopteri; Pomacentridae
Gene: gfi1b
Product: growth factor independent 1B transcription repressor
Exons: 7
Coding region: 170-1138 (322 amino acids)
Biological process (GO): regulation of transcription by RNA polymerase II
Cellular component (GO): nucleus
Molecular function (GO): DNA-binding transcription factor activity, RNA polymerase II-specific
Source: RefSeq, a predicted model, not a curated record